This is a messenger RNA of Bactrocera neohumeralis, 1434 nucleotides long. RefSeq lists its product as uncharacterized. NCBI's taxonomy places the organism in Eukaryota, Metazoa, Arthropoda, Insecta, Diptera, Tephritidae. The record is from RefSeq and is a predicted model, not a curated record. Bases 446 to 1294 code for a protein of 282 amino acids. The transcript has 6 exons.
GCACUACUUGGAGUCGUUAUCGUGUUAAAAAUCCAAGCCAACGGUAAAUUGUCCACAUAGUCACCGUCUAAAUUGUUCUCCAAUGUGUCUUUGUACAUUUCUCCGGUCAUUUUCCCGUCUAUUUUAACAAUCGGAACAACGCCUGAAGAGGUGAAGCAACGCCACACCAUCACCGAUGACCCACCAUAUUUCACAGUUUUUUUAGUGUACUUGGGAUUCGUCACUCCAAACAAGCAAAAAGAGAAUUUGGAGUCUUUCCAGAGAUGGUCUUUAGCAAACGCUUUUCGUUUUUCAAAAUUUUUUUUUCGAAACAUUAGUUUUUCGUCUUUGAUAAAAACUCUCCGAAAUAAAAAUACUUAAAUGCGCUGAAAAUCGCCAACGGCUCUACGCUAACGGAACUUUUUUCUGAUGCGAUAUAUGUUCUUUUUAAUGUAAAAAAUACUGAAUGCCUUUAUUAUAUGAGCACAAGUCAAUGAAUCGCUUUACGAAAGUAUUUGGUAAUAAAAAAUGCAAUAUAAUUGCGAUGGUACACGUUGAUGCUUUGCCAGGUACACCCGGAUACAAAGGAAAUUGGACCCAAAUUGUGAAGAAAGCUAAAAUGGAAGCAAGUAUUUACGUCAAACAUAAAGUGGAUGCCAUCUUAAUAGAAAAUAUGCAUGAUGUACCUUAUAUACAAAAUCGGCUUUUAGGCCCAGAAACCGUUGCUUGUCUAUCGAGAAUAUCAAACGAAAUUCGUCAAAUAGUUCCAUCCGCUCUACCUUGUGGACUUCAAAUACUGGCUUGCGGCAACAAACAAGCGUUAGCCGUCGCAAAAGCAUGUGAUUUACAAUUCAUUCGCGCAGAAGGCUUUGUAUUUGCACAUGUGGCAGAUGAAGGUUAUACAGAUGCUUGCGCUGGGGAGAUAUUGCGCUAUAGAAAGUAUAUUGAUGCUGAAAAUGUUCUGAUCUUCACCGAUUUAAAAAAGAAACACAGUUCCCAUGCCAUUACACAUGAUGUCACAUUAUUAGAGACCGCGAAAGCAGCAGAGUUUUUUUUAACGGAUGGUGUAGUGAUAACAGGCAAAUCAACAGGUUGUGCGGCUAAUAUGGAAGAUGUGGAUGAGGUAGCGGGUAACAUUAGCACUCCCUUGAUAAUAGGCUCUGGGGUGACAAAUACAAAUUUAAGGCAAUAUUAUGAAAGGGCCCAGGCAGUCAUUGUUGGUUCCUCUUUUAAGCUCAAUGGCUUCUGGGCGAAUAGUCUAUGUGAAAAAUCUAUUAAUAAGUUUAUGGAGGAAAUAGAAAAAUUAAGAAAUUAAUUAAGACCAUGAAUUAAAAUACCUCUGUUUAGUGAGAGGUUGUUGACAUGGCACAAUCAAAUCUUUUGUAUUUGUAGAAUAAUUUUAUAAUUUAUUGUUAAAAUUUUAUAAAAAUAAAAAUUAUCUAUAUAAAAAUCCUA